Messenger RNA from Prorocentrum cordatum, 549 nucleotides. Lineage: Eukaryota; Dinophyceae; Prorocentrales; Prorocentraceae. The record is from the annotation of a GenBank genome assembly.
AUGUUGACCACAACACCGACCCCAGCACCGACCCCGGCACCGACCCCCGCACCGACGCCCGCACCGACCCCCGCACCGACGCCCGCCUCCGCUUCGGCCUCCGGCGACCCUCACCUUGUGAACGUGCACGGGCAGAGGUUCGACCUCUACCAGGCGGGACUGCACACCCUCAUCCGUAUCCCGAAGACGGCCGCUAGGCACAAGACGUCAUUCCUCGUGCAGGCGACGGCGACUCGCCUCGGGACUGGGUGCGAGGACAUGUACUUCACGAAGGUCAACAUCACCGGCAUCUGGGCGCGGGAGCACCGUAGGGAAGACCUCCACUUCAUGGCGGAGGAGCCUCGGCGCGGCCGCCCCAAGUGGAACACCUUUCAUCACGUCGGCGUGAAGGUCGUCCACGGCCACGUGUUCAAGGGCACGAGAUACCUCAACAUCUUCGUGCGCGGCUUGAACAGGGCGAAGUUCUCUAUUGGAGGGCUGCUCGGCGAGGACGACCAUACGGCGGCCAACACGAAGCCCGCGGGGUGCAGGCACGUCGUGAGCAUUUGA